AUGAAGCUGGUUUUGGGAGAAGAAAAAGGUGUCAAGCGUGCACACGUGUUGCACGAGGCUCCGUACGAAAACAAGUCCGUCCAAAAAUCGAAGCAGGGCGGGUCCAGGGAGGCUUCACUCAACCACCCCGUUCUUCAUGCUCAGGGAAGAUACCGAGGCGAAGCUCUGCGGGAUCCUGGAAAACAACUUAGAUUACACCUGUUUCAAUACAUCAUGCCGAGCAGUCGCAGCGGCCGUUGUAGCGCCUGCCUUGAAUGGGGACAAGACAUCAGGCACACCAGGGCUAGGACGGGGGAAUUAGUUCGGAGUUUUGUGGACGAGGCUGGUAUCGCAGACAAGUUUCCCGGCUUUCAGUCGAUCGCCGCGGGCACAAACUUGCUCGCAUUGUGUAAACGUGCGGGUUGCCUGCUGGAGCUGUACCAGAAGCAGGAGUGGGCGCGAAGCAGGGAACGCGUAGCGCGGAAGGCUAAACAGAUGCCGCGCCACAGCCGCAUGUGGAGCGCCGCUCCUGAACCUGUCACGCAUGACAAACGCCGGCGGCUUGAUCGGUACUGUACUUUGCCGGAGGCGGUGGAGGUCCUGCAGAAUGCCGUUGCAAUAGCGGGUUGUGUGUUGGACAUGUGCGGCGGACGGACCUGAGGACGCGGUGGCACAGGGGUUUCGGAGCACGUGUAAAGUUCUCACGAACGACGUGAGCUCGAGGCUAUCGGCAGGUACCAACCUCGACGCGAGCUUGCUUUCUUUUCGGGAUAAUUUCCGCAAAGCAAACCCCGGAAAGCAACCUGACUGGGUCGUCACAAGCCCUCCAUACAAGGGUGCUGUGGGGUUUGUCAAGGCGGCUUUGGCAGUAGCGACGAAAGGCGUGGCGCUCAAACUGCCUCUGUCUUUCCUUGAACCCUGUGCCGAUCGUGGUGGUUGGCUUGUAGGCAACCCCCCAGCUGUAUGCAUUUUUUUACGGAGAGCCAAGUACACGCAUGCUCACCAUGUCAAGGUCGGAGAAUUUUGGGGGGUGUGGUAUACCGAUGGAGGCUGCUGCGGCAAAAGCGGGGGUUCGAGGCUUGUGUUCUGCCCUGAAUAGAAGUGCUGGGCGGUGGUGCUGGUUGAAUGAAGAAGGGGCUACGCCUGAGUUCCGUGCCGCCGAAAGCUCCUGCUUGUGGCCCACAAAAGAAAACUUCGAAGAUGGGUUAGGGUUAAUUCAGAACCGCCACCG
Messenger RNA from Ectocarpus sp. CCAP 1310/34, 1210 nucleotides. The record is from the annotation of a GenBank genome assembly. Lineage: Eukaryota; Phaeophyceae; Ectocarpales; Ectocarpaceae.